Messenger RNA from Bactrocera dorsalis (oriental fruit fly), 889 nucleotides. RefSeq lists its product as uncharacterized. The coding region runs from base 33 to 779 and encodes 248 amino acids. The record is from RefSeq and is a predicted model, not a curated record. NCBI's taxonomy places the organism in Eukaryota, Metazoa, Arthropoda, Insecta, Diptera, Tephritidae. The transcript is spliced from 2 exons.
GCAAAAGUCCGCCUAACUUCCAAGCUUAAAAAAUGGUUUCGAAGCAAGUAACCGUCUGCACAAUAUUCCUUGCCUUGCUGUGUUCGCAUGUCAGGUCACAGGAUCCGAUCGAUAUGGAUUUGGCAAAGAUUAAUAACGAGCUGGACGCAAUCCUCGGGAGGAAAAACGGGAUCGCGUCCACACCGGAUGAAAUGGAAUACAAUGAGGAAAUAGAUAAAGUACAGAUGGCCAGGAAUAGAAACGAUGGUGGUACUGACCAUGAGAAGCAAAAAUCACUCAGUGUAAAAAUGGCAGCCAAAAGGCAAUUUGAGUAUUACGAAAACCACAGAAAUGAGUUAAAACAAACGAUUAAUAAACUCUUACCACUGGCUGAAAAGUUCAACGCCACUUUGAUUGCCAACGCCUUAAAGAACGCGCUGACCCAGAAAAAUAAUUAUAAAGAAUACGCAAUAGCGAGUGCCCUGGAGCAAUUGGUGGCGAUCAGCUAUAACACUGGAAUGCCGAGUAAUAUGAUUGGUGGCCCUAUUCAGCCAGGUGGUCCGAGUACUGGCCCGAGUGAUUUAAGUAAUUUUCUAGAUAUUUUAUCAAAAUUCGUGCGGGCCGGCGGCCAUUUGUUUUCACCUACCGUGUAUAACCAAAUAAGUCCUCCGUCGAUUAACUCGCUAUCCGACAAUAACUUAAACCAACAACUAAAGGACUUGUUAAAAAAGUUAAACAAAAGGCUUGGUUCCUUAAGCGAGGGAGACUAUGAUGACUGGUUGGAGUGGUUUGAUUGGUAAUACAAAAGGUUUUGGUAAAUACACGAGUAACGGGAAUUUAGUUUUUGGAAAACGCUUGCACUUUUGUUAGUACAUAUAAGCUUUUCGGUUUUUUUUCACAUAUUCUAUCA